UAUUCCAGUGCAUAUUGAUACUUAAACACACGGACUUGUUUAUGUCUCUGUGGUAGGUUCAUGAUCUUGUGUCAAAUUUGACGAACUAUUAAGAAUUGAAAAUAGUAAUGAAUGUGGAAAAUGUUUUUCCUUCUUAGGUAUUUCCUAUAAAACAAUUUUGUAGUAUGUGGUCUCAAAAUCAGUGUCCAAGUUCAAACUCUAGCAGUCAGUAAAAUGAGUAGUUGAUAGGGCUAGUUUUAGAAAUCGAAGGAAGAAUACAUAAAUUUUCAGCAUGUUCAAAAGUCGUGGUGAUAGCAAUAUUGUUUAUAAAUGUACUGUACGAUUAUUAGAAGAUACUGAAAUUUUAGAAUGUGAAUUUCACCCAAGCUAUAAAGGUAAAUUUCUCUUAGAACAUGUUUGCCAACAACUGAAUCUGUCAGAGACAGACUAUUUUGGACUGCGAUAUGUUGAUGCUGGUGGUCAGAGGCAUUGGCUGCACUUGGCUAAAUUGAUAUUAAAACAAGUGAAAGAUGCUUCACCAAUUUUAUUUAGUUUUCGGGUGAAAUUUUAUCCACCAAAUCCAUUGCUAUUAAAGGAAGAUGUAACCAGAUUCCAGAUAUAUCUGCAGCUAAAGAGAGACCUUCUACAUGGUCGCCUUUACUGCACAUCAAAUGAAGCUGCCAUGCUUGGUGCACUUAUUAUACAGAUUGAAUUGGGUGAUUAUGAUCCUAAUAUACAUGUUGGGAAUUACGUCACAGAAAUGAGGCUAUUGUUAAGACAAACAGAUGCCAUUGAAGCAAGAAUACAGGAGCUGCAUAGAGACCCAAUGGAAGGAACACCAGGUGGAACAGCUGGAGUCAAGGGCAUGUCCACACAGGAAGCUGAACGGACAUUCGUGAAGAUUGCAUGUCAACUAGAUACAUAUGGAGUUGACCCACAUCCUGUCAAAGAUCACAGAGGCAAUCAACUGUAUUUGGGAAUUAAUCACAGCGGCAUACUGACGUUUCAAGGCAGCCGGAAAACUCAUCAUUUCAAGUGGUCUGAAGUACACAAGAUUAACUUCGAAGGCCGCAUGUUUAUCGUUCAUUUGAACUACCCUGAAAAAAAACAUACAGUUGGUUUUAAAUGUCCCAGCGGUGCAGCGUGCCGGCAUGUCUGGUGUUGUGCCAUAGAACAAAUGUUGUUUUUUACUCUUCCAUCGUCGUCUGAUGCCUGUGUAUAUUCUGGUGGCGGUUUGUUUUCGUGGGGCACAAAGUUCAAAUAUGUUGGUAGAACUGAACGGGAAAUAUUAGAGAGGGAUGGAUUACUUACACCGCGAGAUUCACAGGAGGAGGGCUCCAGUACAAGUGGCAAGAGGAAAGCGUCUAGCGUUCCCGCGACGCCUUCUACACCGAUGACUGGAGACUUCGGCUACAGCAGCCUGCCGCGCUCGGCGCACAGCGCGCCGCUGGACGAGGGCGGCGCGGCGGACGGCGACGCGUGCGACGGCGGCUGCCUGCUGAGCGGGCCGGCCGUGGACAUCGCGCUGGCGUGCUGCGACCACCUGGGCGACAAGCCGCGCCCGCUGUGCGACGCCUACGAGCACUCGUCCACCGAGUCCACGGCGGCGGCGGACGAGUGGCGCCCCCCCGCGCUGCAGCCGCCGCCGCGCCCCUUCAGCCUGCUGCGCGCCUUCGUGCCGUCCUUCGUGUUCGUGUGGCUGUCGCUGGCGCUGGCGGCGCUGCUGCUGUUCGAGACGGACUGGGCGCCGCUGCGCGCGCUCAAGCGCAAGCCGGAGCUGGUGUCGCUGCGCCACCACUACUACGCGCCGCUCAAGGACUACGUCAAGCGCAAGGUCGUCGAGCUCUUCUGAUCCUAGGCGCAGCCGGAGUCGGUGAUUCGGUACCGUUCAGCCGUACGCGUUCAAGUGAUACGUUAAAAGUACCUGGAGACUUCUAUUACUUUUAUUCUAUUAAUUCGCGUGUCUGAGUUUGCGAAGCUUUCUAAAUAGUUUUCUUAGUUUAGGGCUCCGGACUCGUAAUUAUGAUAUUAAACAGUUGCACAUCUUGACAACAUCAGGAUUAGGUUUACUUAUGUAGGGAAAUAUUUAUUUUCUUAUAAUUUGAUACUACGUACUGCAUUUAUUUACGAUGAUCAAUACGCUGAACUGUACUUAAUUAUUUUUUAAACGUACGCGUUAACUUACAAGUGCUUGUAUCCUAGUGAACAGCUAAGCUAUUUAUUUUUAAAAAAAUAACGAAUCUCAGAUCCUAUGAACAUUCCAAACUUAACUACUUUUUUAAUAUAUUUUUAUUUUUUUAGCUUUAAAUAU
Molecule: messenger RNA, 2290 nt
Organism: Nymphalis io (European peacock)
Lineage: Eukaryota; Metazoa; Arthropoda; Insecta; Lepidoptera; Nymphalidae
Gene: Frmd5
Product: FERM domain-containing protein 5
Exons: 11
Coding region: 272-1831 (519 amino acids)
Cellular component (GO): cytoskeleton
Molecular function (GO): cytoskeletal protein binding
Source: RefSeq, a predicted model, not a curated record